Oryzias latipes (Japanese medaka) is the source of this 9314-nucleotide messenger RNA. Lineage: Eukaryota; Metazoa; Chordata; Actinopteri; Beloniformes; Adrianichthyidae. The record is from RefSeq and is a predicted model, not a curated record.
GGCACUGGCUUGUCUCUUUAGUUUUGAAAGGAAAAAAUCUAAACUGUUCAGUAAUUUCUCACUUAAAAAGACCUAAUUUUGUGGACUGAAACUGCAAACGAAAUUCUUGUAAAUUGACUUUGAGGAUAUGAAAGUAUUCAUAUUAAUGUGUGUCAGCAGAUCAAGAAAAGAUGCAGUGAUCUUGAUCUCCAGGAAAUAUGGUGAAUAAAAAAGAGAGAUGUUAGCAUCCAUUACGGCCUCAUUUCACAUAUUUCACAUGAUGAUAAUUGGACCACACUAAGUGGUCAGUUUGAAAAUGUUUCUUUGAUCCUUUUUGCGGAUGAGCAUCAACAUCCAGUUGAAGAUAAAAAAAAUCUUUAUGAACUGUAGCUACACUACACUUGUACAAUUCUUCCUGUAACCUCAGUUGUUUUUAGAUUACCACACAAUUGAUUUAUUUGUAUAUAAAUAGCCUUUAUUUGUUUCAUAGAGCAAACCUUUGACAAAUCAACUCAGACUUUGUUUUGCAAGCAGGGAUCUAAAAGAAGUUCCAUGCAAAACUUCGAACGGAUUAAAUUAUGCUGAUUGGUGCGUUUUCACAUCAAAGCGGUUCAGCACCAAAUGCACCCAAAAUACCGUCCUCUACCACCAGGUGAUUCCCUGUCAAUAUGAGCAUAGGAACCUCUUGCAAGCAUUAGUUUCUCAUAGGAAAGGUGAGGGACAGAACACCAUACAGAGGUGAUGGGGACAUAAAGCCCCAGGAAGCACAGAAGUGCUCCAUUCAAUUGCUUGACCAUAGAGCCAAGGCUUCAAGGUUCUUCAUUUGCUCCACUGCCCCAUUUUAGGUAUUUGCAUCAUACCUAAAUGUCUAUUUUAUGUUCUAUAGUCAAAUUAACUAUCUCAACUUAAAGUCCCACCACAUAUCCUCUUUUUUAUCUAUUUUACAAGGGUUUCUUAAUUACUAUUAUGCCAUAUUUAGCCAAAAUAAAAAAAAUCAUUUUCUAGGACAUAGUUUCUGCAGAGCGGCAGUAGUUCAUUAGGAAUUUGCCUCUGAUUUCUGGGCAGCCUGUUGGCAUGGAGUAACCCCACCUCCAUUUCCCAUUAUCCCUUUGAUUACAUGCUCUCCUGCUAGCUUACGGCCCCUCACAGCCCAACCUAACAUUAGCGGUGCAACAAAAAUGGUGAACAAUGUUGGAGCUAUCCAGCCGUACAGUUGUAAAUAAACUCGGGUGUCAAGGAGUUGGUAAAGAUUCAGCCUGUACCUCACAAACUCAAAGGAUACAGUGGAAAGAGCGGCUGUCAUUCUCCACAACAAAUAAGCUUUAUGUUAUGAAAAAUUUUAAAUGAAAAAAAUAAUUAAGUGAAAAGAGAAGACAUUCUCUUUGGAAUUUUAGUUAUUUACACAAUUACACAUACCUUUUAGAAAACUGUGUUUCUGGUUUUAUAAGUUAAACAUUUUUGAUAUCAGAUAUCAAAAUGAACCAUAAAUCACAUUUUUUACCAAACUAUUUUUUGCCUAAAUCACUGAAGUAGGUAAAUUUGACUAAUUGAUAUUUAGUACUUUUUUCUGUAAACUCCAGUACUUAAAAAUGGUCAGACAUCGCAUGUGUGACAUGUUUCUGCCAGUCAGGGGUGGUACACUUCAACCUGUUUGUCCCUUUUUCAUGCUGCAGUUGUUUUAGCUACAGCGUUUAUCUGAUCCCAGCAGGCUGCAUCUUUUUUAAUUGCUCACUCAGCAUCCCAUCAGAGACAUUUUACUACCACCACCACAUCGCGCACAUGCUCACAAACCCCGCCAGCCCCUUCACACUGAUACUCCAGAAACAGCAGCAGUAGCAUGUGAGUGGGUCAGCGGUAGUGUAGCUACAUGUCUCUAAUUAAGCCCCUGAUGAGGGACUUCCCGAGUCCGCUGUCUUUGAAUGUUGAAGCUCUUUGCAGGCUGAUGCAUUUGUGUUGAUUGGCUUGCUGCCGCAGACUCCAGCAAGUGACCUCAUUUGAAGAUGUGUCUAAAAAAUUGAGCCUCCCAAUAUGAACGACCCCACCCAUGACAAAGAUAAAGGUCUGUUUUCUGACCAUUUUGCUCCAUGCUUUUGAGAAAUGGUGACCAUAUGAUGAAAAAGGUUUUCCACAAAGUUUAAGUCCAGAAAACAAGCAAUUAAUUAAUGUUUUGUUUUGGGAGAAAAACAAUGCAAUUAGAUAAAAGCCAUUUAAAAGAUUACUGGAUGGCUGUUUAGCUGCUGUUUUUUUGAUAACUGUGAUGCAUAAUUGCAUCCCCAAGUUCUCUAAUGAAAUCUUAGCAAUAAAAGCUGCCUUUGAUCUCAGCUGCAGCCUCUUACAAAUAUUUCACCAACGCAUAUCUGUUCAUAUCAGAAAAGGCGAGAAGAUUUAUUCAUCUGGACAAAGGACAGUUUAGGAUCCUUUAGAGGACACAUUCACACCCUUGAUCCUUUAGGAUAUCCAUUGAAUAAGACACAGAAAGACAAGUGGUUCAUUAGUAAGAAUCUAUCCAAAGAGUAUGUCAGGAACCUGUCCUUAGUGACAGAAUGAAAAAUUAAUGUGAGCUUAGCAGCUCUCAUAAAUUAUGAGGACUCUUUUUGCUUGUUUUGUUUGUUUGAGAUGAGUUUAUGAUAAGUUUUUAAAUUAUUGAAAUAUGAAAAACCAUGUUGAUGUGUGAGUCUCACUGUGUAUUAAAGGCAGAAAAUUAAACACAUUCAUUUACCGUCUGUAGUUCUACAUAAACUAUUAGGCUACAUGAAGAAAACAGAUUUUGCAGAGAAGCUUGUUUAUCAUAGUGGACUAAAAGAAAAUAUAAUAAACAAUACAACUUAUUCAUCCCAUUGCUUAUCUGAAUCAUUUACAUCCAUGGAAUGUUUAUUUCAAUUGUCAAAAUCUAUGCAAUAAGGCCAGAUUCUAUGAGCAUUUAUUCAACAUAUUUCAUCAAAAAAGUACACAUCUGUUGUAUAGGACUUGUAAAAACCAUAGGCAUAUUAAUGAAAUGAAGUCAAACUAACGAGACAGAGGAGGAACAAAAGCAGGAUGAUGAUCUGGCUACAGAGGACUAAAACCUGGGGGCGAUAUUUGUACACAUGAAGAGGUAAUUAACAAAGGAGAGGCAGCUGGGCUGAUUGGAACCACAAACCAGGUGUGACAGAAAACAGAACAGGAAGCAGCUGAACAGAACAAAACGUCAUUUAUAUGGAUGCACAUAAUCACAGCUCAGGAGCUGCUGAUAUCAAUUAGCAUUAAAAUUCAAAAGAAGAGCAACCCAACAAAUUUAACUAGAAGGAAAAAGAACACAAACGUCUAAAAUGGAGUGUCGUGAGAUGUUUUGUGUGAGAGUCAGAAUUAUAGCAGUAGGGUUCUGCCAGCUUGCGCCAGUUUAGACCGGUUGGAAUCACAAUAACAAUAUUGUGAUCCCAAUGAGACAAAAGUACAUGUUCUGUUCUUUAGCUCAUCUGGUCAGUUUAGGGAUGAUAUUCUAAAUGUUGCCAGACUAAAACUUUUUUUAGGCUUGAAGAUACAAAUUUAGGACUGCCCAAUUCUGGUCCUUGAGAGCUACGACCCUGCCUGUUUUCCAGUUCUCUCUUUACGACUUUUUGCAAAUUUAGGCUAUUCAGUGUCAUGAAAAGGAAUUGUGAGUUUAUGUCCCUUCUGCCUGUGUUUAAAGUGCAGAUUUUGAGAAGUAAGUUUCUUAACAUCAGUUUAAUAAAAUAAAAAAAACCUCCUGGAUAAAAAAAAAAAAAGUAGGACCUCAGCUAACUUCUAACAAGUUGAGCUCAAGGUCAGAGCAUGUAUUACUUAAAAAAGGCAAAAAAUCAGGGGUUUGACCCUAUGGGCCACACUGAGUAUGACAGAUGUGUAACAGUCAGUAAAAAAGAAAAAAAAUAGAUUAACUACUCUUUGUUUGUCAGUAUAAAAACAAUUUGUUUAAAAAAUACAUGGAAGCCUGUUUGGUAAAUCGAUUCUGCACCAGACGUCUGGAACAGUCAUUUCAACAGAUGACACUAAAAGUGAGCAUAUUGGAUUUCAAUAGACUUUGCUGGCAAAAAUUGAAGACAGUGAAUUCCAUCAUAAAUUGAAGAGAAGUGAAUAUUUAUUUUAUUCCCAUGGGUGCUUUUGCAGUUAAUCUGUUACCCAUCAGCUUCUGCUACUUCUGAAUUUUAUGUGAAUGUAUUGCGGGAUCCUCGGUUGGGUUAGGAGUGUGCCCUGCAACAGUAUGAUUGUACAAAGCAGCUCAGCAAAUCUAUAUCAGAAUACUUUGAAAAAAGGAAAUAGGAACAAUGAUUUGUAAGACUUUCAUUAAAAAGACCUAAACACAACUUUAAUACUCUGGAUCCCAAAAGAUUUAAAGCAAUGUCCCAAUGCUACACUCACCAGCCACAUUAUUAAGUGCACCUUGCUAGUAUCUAGUUGGAUGCCCUUUUGCCUUCAGACCUGCCUUAAUCCUUGGUGGCAUAGAUUCAACAAGGUACUGGACAUAUUCCUCAGAGAGUUUGGUACAUAUUGACAUGACAGCAUCACAUAGUUGCUGCAGAUGUGUCGGCUGAACAUCCAUGAUCCGAAUUUCCUGUUACACCACCUUCCAAAGGGGCUCUAUUGGGUUGAGAUCUGGUGACUGCGAAGGUCAUUUAUUUCCAGUGAACUCAAUGUCAUGUUAAAAUAAAACCUGAUUUUAAACCCAAAAUCCACACAUCUCACUAAAUUCAUUUCUGUUAAUAAUGAAAUAAAAGAUUUUUAGUACGUUCUGCUGAUCUGGUCAGUUAUCUCUUGAGAAAUAUUUGUGUACAGUUAAGAUUCCAGCGUGGUAUUUUUCAUGCUGUGCAGUCAUGAAACAUAAACAGAGGGAGUCAGAGCAGCACUUUCCAUGUAAGGGUAUGCAGCAGUGGGAGGUAUUUGCAAAGGAGCUCCUCAAACCUUUUUUCAUGAAGACAAAUUCAUCCCAGAAUCCUUUUAUAAACAAAACAAAACAAAACAAAAAAACAUCUUAAAGCCUCCACAGUGGGGUUUUCGUAUUAGAGCCUGGGCCGAUGUUUUUGUCCAGCAGCAGAAUCUCAUCAGAACUCUCUGUGGUGGCGUACGGAGCAGCUCAGUGCAGAUCCAGAAUACUGCUCUGCAGAUUUUGGAAAUUUCCUUUGGAGAUGAUUAUCUUGACUGCUUGUAUUUCCUGACACAACCCAGUCUUCCCUUUGUCUCCGUUCUGCUCCCAAGCCUUAAAAGAAGAAGAAAGCAAAGAUGUUCAUCCUUGUUCUUUAAUCAUCUGCCAUCAAAGGGUAACAUGUUGCUUUGAGGAAAAUGAUUUCUGUAAAAUAUUGUUAAAAUUCCUUCUUUUAACUUUGCUGCACUCUGUCAGUUAAAUGAUGCCAAAAAAUAUCCAUCUCAAUGUUUUCUUCCCCCACACAGAAUUGUGUUUCACUGAGUUUCUUAAAAAAGCGAUAAGCACUCUUAGACUCUGCAGACUCUCUCAGCAGAGCCUCACAUCUCUGACAGCUUCCUCAGCUCCUUGAAACAAGCUAUGGAGUCAAACUGAACUGUGUGUAUGUGUGUGCUUCAGGAGAAAAUGACGAUGAUUUCAGGGUUCAUCCUUCUGUGCAUGCUUCACGCCAGCGUACCUCAACCUGCACCACCUCGUGGGGCCAGACCGGUUCCUGGGCGAGGUGACAGUCCAGAUCCAACACCCCCCCCACUCCCACCUGAGCCAACACCUCAGCCUGAAGAAAUCAUCAACUGUCCCAUAAAGCUGUUCUUCGCCAUUGAUACAUCAGAGACCAUUGCCCUGCAGGAAUCCCCGCCUGGUAGCUUAGUGGAAAGCAUCAAAGACUUCACAAGGAUGUUUGCCCAACAACUUGCAACUGAGAAGUACAUGGGCCAGAUUCAAAUCAUUUGGUCCAUCGGAGGCCUGCAUUUCUCUCAAACGCAGGUCACCUUCAGUGACAUCACAACCAGAGAGAACUUUAUCAGGAAUCUCGUUCGGAUCAAAUAUCUUGGAAAAGGCACCUAUAUAGAUUGUGCCCUCAAAAACAUGACGUACCAGAUGACCCACUAUUUCGCAAAAAAGGAUGCAGUCCUCUUCACUGUGAUCAUCACUGAUGGUCAUGUGACAGGGAGUCCAUGUGGGGGGAUCAAAAUGAUGGCAGACAAGGCUCGAGACCAGGGGAUCCACGUCUUUUCAGUGGCAGCAUCCAGGAACAUUGAUGAGAUAGGCAUGAGGGAGAUAGCCGGAUCUCCCACCGAACUGUACCGUGACGACUACAUAGUUAUGGAGAUCGUUGAUGGAAGGGCUAAACUGAGCACUAAAUCGAUAGAUCGGAUCAUCAAAGUUAUGAAACACCAAGCUUAUCUACAGUGUUAUAAACCCACAUGCUUUGAGGCUCCUGGUAGCCCUGGACGAGGAGGACCCAAAGGUCUAAAAGGUGCAAAAGGAGCCAGAGGCCAAACAGGUCCAAAGGGUAGAAAGGGUGCACAGGGUGAUCCUGGAAUUGAAGGUCAGAUUGGACGACUUGGUCCAAAGGGGGAAGUUGGGUUUAAAGGUGAUAAGGGUGAAGUUGGUGUAGGCGGAGCAAAGGGUGUGGCAGGCGUACCAGGAAAAAAUGGAGUUCACGGACAAAAGGGUACAAUGGGCAGAAUUGGAGCUCCUGGCUGCAAAGGUGAUCCAGGCAAUGAGGGACCAGAGGGCUACCAAGGAGAAGCUGGUGAGACCGGUCCUCAAGGAUCCAAUGGAGAAAAGGGUGGUCCAGGUUUGCCUGGCAAGCCAGGCCCCUGGGGCCCUGAUGGUGAACAAGGGCCAAAGGGAGAAAUUGGAAUUCCUGGGAAUCCUGGAGUUCCAGGAAACAAGGGUUUAAAGGGACAAAGAGGCAAUCCCGGAAUAAAAGGCGAUUUGGGCAGGAGAGGGGAUCGUGGACCUCCUGGGGCAAAGGGAGCUGUAGGGAAAAAGGGGGAAAAGGGAGAACAAGGGCCAGAGGGAGAGAGAGGUCGACCUGGGGAAGAUGGAUUUAAGGGCUCUAAGGGUGAGCAGGGGCUCCCUGGACCAAGAGGUCAAGCAGGAGAGACAGGGGAUCCAGGAAAAAAUGGUGUUGUGGGAGAUCCUGGAUAUCCUGGACCAAGGGGAAACCCUGGGCGACGUGGCCCCCGGGGGGACAAAGGAAGACCAGGAUUCAGCUAUCCAGGACCAAGAGGACCUCCUGGAGAAAGAGGGGAACCAGGCAGAAGAGGACCCAGAGGGAGCAGAGGUGAAUGUGGGGCCAAAGGUGAAGCUGGAAAUAAAGGACCACCAGGAACGCCAGGGGAACCAGGACAGCUUGGAGAGCCAGGACAGAGAGGACCCAGGGGAAACCCGGGAGCAGAUGGCAGUCCAGGACCAACAGGCGAUCCUGGACUCACUGAAUGUGAUGUGAUGACAUACAUCAGAGAGACAUGUGGAUGUUGUGACUGUGAGAAGCAUUGUGGAGCUCUAGACAUUGUUUUCAUCCUUGACAGCUCAGAAAGUGUUGGGCUGACAAACUUCACCCUGGAAAAAUAUUUUGUCAUCAACACCAUCAACAGACUCGGAUCUAUGGCCUCUGACCCCACAUCCUCAACUGGUACAAGGGUGGGAGUCGUUCAGUACAGUCAUAAUGGGACCUUUGAGGCAAUCCGCCUUGAUGAUGCCAACAUAAACUCCAUGUCUACCUUUAAAGCUGCGGUGAAGAAUCUACAGUGGAUCGCAGGAGGCACCUUUACUCCCACUGCUCUCAAGUUUGCCUAUGACAACCUUAUUCGGGACAGCAAGAGAGCCCGUGCACAGGUUUCUGUCAUCGUGGUCACAGACGGGCGCUUUGACCCUCGAGAUGACGACACUCGCCUCAGGUACCUUUGCGACGACCCUAAGGUCGUAGUAAAUGCCAUCGGAGUAGGGGAUAUGUUUGACAAGAGACAUGAUAGUGAGACCCUGGCGUCAAUAGCAUGCAAUGAUAAGAACAGAAUCACAGAGAUGAAGCGGUAUACUGAUCUGGUGGCUGAGAACUUCAUAGAGAAAAUGGAAUCAGUGCUCUGCCCUGAUCCAGUGAUUAAAUGCCCGGACCUUCCCUGCAAAGCUGAGGAAUAUGUGGCUCCCUGUGUUGGCCGGCCAGUGGAUUUGGUGUUCUUGCUGGAUGGAUCGGAGCGCCUUGGAAUGGACAACUUUCAGCACGUUCGGGAAUUUGUGCAGAAGGUGGCCGACCGACUGGCUAUGGCCAAGAGCAAGAAUGACCAGAUGCGGUCCCGCCUGGCUCUGAUUGAGUUUGGAAAGGAGAAUGAGAACCGCGUGGCUUUCAACCUUACACACAACCGUGAAGUUGUUGCUGCAGGCAUAACCGCCUUGCCCUACCUUGACUCAUCAUCAGUAGUGGGGGCCGCAAUCACCUACAGCAUUGACCAUAUAUUGGGGAAAGGACGUGGUCGCAAGACAAGGCGUGGUGCGGAGAUAUCAUUUGUUUUCAUCACAGAUGGCAUCACUGACACCACGAGCCUGGAUGAGGCGGUUAGUGCGAUGCGCAGAGAACAGAUCAUCUCCACCGUUAUUGCCACAGGAAGUGACAUUGACAAUGAUGUCUUGAAAAGGCUAGCAAUGAACGAUCAGGAGGCUAUUUUUAAGGGAGAAAAGCUUUCUGAUAUGUUACAACCAAGUUUGUUUGAGCGUUUCAUCCAGUGGGUUUGCUAAUGCUUGUGUGAGCAUGAAAUAGAACUGGUGCUAAAGCCAUUAAGCUGGCAUUUCAAAGUUCUCAUAAAAUCUAAGUUCAAAACUGGCAUCACAUUUGCAAUGCACCAGAAGCAAGUUCACAAGAUAUUUUGUCAUUUGGAGAUGUUUUAAUGGGAUGUCACGGUUUCCUAACUUUACCAUACCAUUUAAGUGCAAAGACAUUCAAAUGUCAAGAAAAAUAUAAUGGUUUGAAACCAGGCAUGUUAAACAGUCUAAUCUAAGCAUCGGAAAUGCACAUUUUCUUUGUGUGACACGCAGUAGUAAAGCUUUUCCAUCCCUCAGCAAGCAUCAAAAGCCACAAAAGAUCCCAUUGAUGUUCAAAGAACAUCCUAAAAUGCACUGGAUUUCCCUUGCAAAGUAGAAAUACGCACUUCCUAAUUUGCUGCUGUCACAGCAAAUGACUGUUUAAUCACAUUUCGCAAAUAGAAAAUGUCUAAAAAUGAUGCACUCAUAUUGAUUUACGUCACCGCAACUGAAAUAGAAUUAGAUAGAAGCAACUGCAAUCUUAUAAUUAAAAGUGGACUCAAAGCUCUUAAAGUCAGAUAAAUGAGCAGCUUUUGUGAAUGUUAUGUACAACAGUUUUUAUUCAUUAUGUGUAAACAGUAAAGUUGGGUUAAACACA